CCAGAAGCUGGCCAUCUGGUUUGGGGCUUUGAACCCCCUAGUCGUGACAGCAUCUUCUGAAAGCACUUUGGAAAAUCUGAAGAUAUCUUUAAGCAACUGAUGGUGAAACUGAGGCCCAGAAAAAGAAUGACUUAAUGAAGCACCUAUAUCAUUAUCUGUUGUUCUGUACAUUCAAAUACAGAGCAAGUCCUCCCAUCAUGGAUUGCCAAGAAAAUGAGUACUGGGACCAAUGGGGACGAUGUGUCACUUGUCAACUGUGUGGGCCUGGACAAGAGCUUUCCAAGGAUUGUGGUUAUGGAGAGGGAGGAGAUGCAUACUGCACAGCCUGCCCUCCUCGCAGAUACAAAAGCAACUGGGGCCAUCAUAGAUGUCAGAUUUGUAUCACCUGUGCUGUCAUCAAUCGUGUCCAGAAGGCCAACUGCACAGCUACCUCUAAUGCAGUCUGUGGGGACUGUCUACCCAGGUUCUACCAAAAGACACGCAUUGGAGGCCUGCAGGACCAAGAAUGCAUCCCGUGCACGAAACAGACCCCCACUUCUGAGGUUCAAUGUGCCUUCCAGUUGAGUUUAGUGAAGGCAGAUGUACCCACAGUGCCCCCUCAGGAGGCCACACUUGUACUGGUGAGCAGUCUGCUCGUGAUGUUUACCCUGGCCUUCCUGGGGCUCUUCUUCCUUUAUUGCAAGCAGUUCUUCAACGGAUAUUGCCAACAUGGAGGUUCGCUGCAGUUUGAGGCUGAUGAGGCAGCAGAAGAGGAAUCUCUCUUCCCCAUGCCACCUGGCCAGGAGACCAGUCCUGAGUCUCCACUGAGUGAAAGCAUCUUUGAAACCCAGCCACUUAACCCCAUCCUGGAUGACGACCGCAGCUCGACUCGUGGCUUCCCUACCCAGGAGUCUUUUACCAUGGCCUCCUGUGCCUCGGAGAGCCACUCCCACUGGGUCCACACACCCAUCGAAUGCACAGAGCUGGACCUGCAAAAGUUUUCCAGCUCUGCCUCCUAUACUGGAGCUGAUACCCUGUGGGGGAACACAGCUGAAAGCUCUGGAGAGAUCCUGGAACUCAAUGUGCCCUUUGAAGUCCCCAGCCCUUAA
Molecule: messenger RNA, 1088 nt
Organism: Artibeus jamaicensis (Jamaican fruit-eating bat)
Lineage: Eukaryota; Metazoa; Chordata; Mammalia; Chiroptera; Phyllostomidae
Gene: EDA2R
Product: ectodysplasin A2 receptor
Exons: 8
Coding region: 135-1088 (317 amino acids)
Biological process (GO): positive regulation of JNK cascade; tumor necrosis factor-mediated signaling pathway; positive regulation of canonical NF-kappaB signal transduction
Cellular component (GO): plasma membrane
Molecular function (GO): protein binding; tumor necrosis factor receptor activity
Source: RefSeq, a predicted model, not a curated record